Messenger RNA from Topomyia yanbarensis, 1923 nucleotides. Its product is annotated as senecionine N-oxygenase-like. The record is from RefSeq and is a predicted model, not a curated record. Lineage: Eukaryota; Metazoa; Arthropoda; Insecta; Diptera; Culicidae. Gene Ontology annotation, molecular function: flavin adenine dinucleotide binding; N,N-dimethylaniline monooxygenase activity; NADP binding. The transcript has 2 exons. Bases 1 to 1272 code for a protein of 423 amino acids.
AUGACACUGCACAGACCAAAAUACUGUAUCAUAGGUGCGGGAGCAGGCGGUCUAACCUGCGCCAGACACGCCCUGAACACAGGAGCCGAAGUGGUGGUAUUCGAGCAGACGGAUCGUAUCGGCGGUACCUGGGUGUACACAGAACAGGUCGGUCAGGACCGGAAUGGGUUGCCGAUCCAUACCAGCAUGUACCGGGGAUUACGCUCGAACAUUCCCAAACAAACCAUGGGCUAUCCGGAUUCAGAUAUCGAAUCGAACGAUUCCUACGUCAGCCAGGAAGAAGUACUCAAAUGGUUGAUGGGAUAUGCCGAUAAGCACGAUCUAAGUAGAUUAAUCAAACUGGAGCAUCAAGUGAUUAGGGUUGCUCCAUUUCGCGGCGACGGGGAUCAGUGGGUAGUGAAUGUGAAAGAUUUGCGUGACAAUUUAUUUUUCACAUAUAAAUUUGAUUUCAUUAUGGUUUGCAAUGGGCAUUACUCUACGCCACUGAUCCCUGAGUAUCCGGGAUCCGAUCAGUUUAAAGGAUUGCUCAUGCACAGUCACGAUUACCGCAGCGAGGACCGAUUUAAAGGACACGAUGUAUUAUUGGUAGGAGCAGGCUAUAGUGCUUCAGACAUUGCAAUCGCGACCGUUAAGCAUGCGAAAAGUUUGGUGAUUAGUCAUCACAACCCAGAGAAAGUAAAAUUCAAUUUUUCAUCUCUGAUUAAAAUCAAGCCAAGUAUUUCGGAACUGAUGGCUACAGGUGCCCGAUUUGUUGACGGUACAGAGAUCAAUUGUACGACCAUAAUCUUCUGUACCGGAUACAAGUAUUCGUUUCCGUUCCUGAGCUCGGAAUGUGGAAUCCGCAUCGAGGAAAAUCACGUUACACCGCUGUUCAAACAUGUUAUCAACAUUUCCCAUCCAACAAUGGCACUGAUCGGAAUCCCGUUCUAUGUCUGUCCCACUCAGAUGAUGGAUUUGCAGGCACGGUUUUGUAUUCAAUUUUUCACGGGAGCCUUACAAUUGCCUGGAAAAGAGAAAAUGCUGCGCGACAUGGAGGCAGAUAUUGAGGAACGUCGAAGGCGAGGUUUGCCGAAAAAAUCGAUGCAUAAGUUGGAAGGUGAUUUACAACCAAGAUACUACGAUGAUCUAGCAAAGACGGCUCAGGUUGAACCACUGAAGCCCAUAGUGAUGAAACUAUUUGACGAGUGCAUGAGACGCCGGGCGGAGGAUCUGCUAAACUAUCGGAACGACAAAUUCGUGGUUACUGGCGACGGUCAUUUUAGAGUGCUGUAGAGAGGUGGUUCUUGUGGAGUUGGAAAAUUCUGAAGAUUUUUGACGAUAGCGUGUUCGAUAACUCAGAACGUAAUCUAGUGUACCAUAUUGCAGGAUACCUUCUUAAGAGGGCUGGAUGUUGUUGGCUCGAAUCAAAACUUGUCGAAAGUAAACAAAGUUCAUUUUAUAUCGUCAAACUGGCGCCCAGGUGGUGAAAUUGUUAGAAUUCCACAGGGUGCUGGAGUGACUAGUUAGAAUCGCUUGUGUUACUGGUGCCCGAAAACGAAUUAGAACCAGCUAGAUUUCCGGCUCCUUUACGGUUGAACUUUACUGGGUUCCGGUAACCAUCCAAUACCCUUCAGGAACCUCUGUUUAAGGGGUACCAUUUCAAUGCGGCUUAGACGCAUAACCGAUGCCUAGGAACCGAAGCGGCGCAAAGCCGUACUUGUUUUGAUCGCGCUGGAGAGAAUAUUUCGGGACGUCACGAGUCUCGUCACUUGUAAUGAAAACGUUUCAUCAAACCUGGUAACACUCAGGAAAUCACCUACCAUAAAUACCUUUGAAGAAGAAUGUCAUAAUAUUCGCAAUUAGAUAAUAGAGUGUUUUGUAACGUUCCGUUUGUGAAUUUAUCAACUAUACAAAAAAGGGAAAAUAAGCCUGAUAGUCGUUCAA